Cheilinus undulatus (humphead wrasse) is the source of this 1617-nucleotide messenger RNA. Its product is annotated as solute carrier family 22 member 7-like. Gene Ontology annotation, cellular component: membrane. Lineage: Eukaryota; Metazoa; Chordata; Actinopteri; Labriformes; Labridae. Gene Ontology annotation, biological process: transmembrane transport. Gene Ontology annotation, molecular function: transmembrane transporter activity. The record is from RefSeq and is a predicted model, not a curated record. The coding region runs from base 1 to 1617 and encodes 538 amino acids. The transcript is spliced from 10 exons.
AUGAAGUUUGACAAUCUGCUGGCAGAAGUUGAUGGCUUUGGGAAAUUCCAGUUACGGACGAUCCUGUUUUUGGUGAUUCCUCGAAUUACUUUGCCUUUUCACUUUCUGCUGAAUAAUUUCAUUGCGGCGAUCCCCUCUCACCACUGCGACAUCAGCCUUCUGGAUGAUGGGGAUAUUUUUAGCAAUUUAUCCCAGACUGAGAGGUUAAGGGUGAGUAUUCCAGCACAGGAGGAUGGGACGCAGAGCUCCUGUCAGAUGUUCGCAGAGCCGCAGUAUCAUCUGCUGCUUAACUCCUCCAACAUCACUGAGCUACCUAUGGUGCCGUGCAGUAAUGGAUGGGUGUACGACAACUCCAUCUUUAAGUCCACGCUGGCCACAGAUUGGGAUCUGGUUUGUGAUAACAAAAGAGUGAACAGAGCCACGGCUACUAUCUUCUUCAUAGGGGUCAUGCUUGGAGCAGCAGCGUUUGGAUAUCUCAGUGACAGGUUUGGCAGGAGAAAAAUGCUCCUUGCAUCCAUCAUUUCAACCACCAUAUUUGGAUUUGCUAGCACUUUCUCGUAUAAUUUUGCCAUGUUUGCUGUCAUGAGGUUCUGCACUGGACUAGGAUUAUCUGGAAUAAGUAUAAUCACCAUUGUCCUUUGUAUUGAAUGGGUGGACAUUAAGCAUCGUACUCCAGUGGGGGUUUUAAUGAGCCUAGACUGGAGUUUAGGUACGGCCCUUUUGCCUGUUAUUGCUUAUUUUGUGACGGACUGGAGGUAUCUGACCGCCACAGUAACCGCCCCAUUGUUUCUGGCAAUGAUCAGCUGGUGGUGGAUCCCUGAAUCUGCCAGAUGGCUGAUAAGUAACGGGCAAGUGCAAAGAGCUCAUUUUUACUUGAGCAAGUGUGCAAAAAUGAAUGGCAGAGAGUCGUUCAUGGCUGAUCUGAAGCCAGAGGUUCUGUCCCAAGUUAUUCUGGUAGAGGAUGAUAAAAGAAAAUAUUCCUAUUUGGACCUCUUCAGGACCCCCAGGAUGAGGAGAGUGGCUAUACUUACUGGCAUUGUUUGGUUUGCAGUGACCUGUACGUAUUAUGGAAUCAGCCUGAACGUAGCUGGCUUUGGUGUGAACAUUUACCUCACACAGUUUAUCUACGGCAUAUCUGAAGUUCCUGCUAAACUCUUCAUCUUUCUCACUUUGAACAAACUUGGUCGACGUUUUAAUCAGGCGGGGACACUUUUCAUGACUGGACUGUGUAUCAUCUGCAACGUGUUUAUCCCUCCAGAUAAGGGGGCAUACAGGACAGCUGUGGGAGCUUUGGGCAAAAUGUUUGCAGAAUCAGCGUUCACCACUGUGUUUCUCUACACGACUGAGCUUUACCCCACUGUCAUGAGGCAGAAUGGACUGGGUUACUGCUCCUUCAUAGCUCGUUUUGGCGUGUCUGUUGCCCCACUCAUCAUGGUUCUUGAAGAGGUGUGGGGCCAUUUACCAAGUACUAUUUUUGCCCUGGUGGCUUUUGCUGGAGGGCUGUCAGCAUCUUUUCUUCCUGAGACGACCAACGUCCGUUUACCAGAGACUAUUGAGGAUGUGGAGCAGACAAGGCGAAGAUCUGUCUCCCCAUCUGAAGAGAAAUCUCCACUGUAA